Papaver somniferum (opium poppy) is the source of this 3016-nucleotide messenger RNA. Its product is annotated as probable ADP-ribosylation factor GTPase-activating protein AGD14. The record is from RefSeq and is a predicted model, not a curated record. The transcript is spliced from 13 exons. The coding region runs from base 372 to 2480 and encodes 702 amino acids. NCBI's taxonomy places the organism in Eukaryota, Viridiplantae, Streptophyta, Magnoliopsida, Ranunculales, Papaveraceae. Gene Ontology annotation, molecular function: GTPase activator activity.
CAGGCAAAACCGACCAAUUUUCAGUAUUAUUUUGACGUUUUUAUCCAUAACAAGAAAUAUUCAUUAUUCUUUCUUCUUUACUCGUCUUUUUUCUCUUUUUUCAUUUCAGAAAAAGCGGAGAUUGUAGUUGUAAAAGAUCUUCUUUCGUUACCAAACCCUAAAAAAAGGCCUGAAAUCUCUGCUGAUUUGAUCCCAUUUGACACAAAUCUUUAAUUUUUGUUCUGCUAGAUUUCUUCCCCCUAUCAAUUAGGGUUCGUUGUUUUUCAGUUGAAUUGUCUUCACUUCCAGGUCCAGGUCCAGGUCCAGGUCAGGUCAGGUCAGGUCAGUUGUCUUUUCGUAAUUAUUUAGUUGUGAGAGUUUGGGGUGAGAAAAUGACGAAUCGAAUGAAAGAGGAAGAGAAAAAUGAGAGGAUAAUUCGAGGUCUGUUGAAACUUACACCGAAUCGAAGGUGUAUUAAUUGUAAUAGUUUGGGACCACAGUAUGUUUGCACCAAUUUCUGGACCUUUAUAUGCACAAACUGUAGCGGGUUACAUCGGGAGUUCACUCAUCGUGUCAAAUCAGUAUCUAUGGCUAAAUUUACUUCACAAGAAGUUAGUGCACUACAAGCAGGAGGAAAUGAGCGCGCCAAAGAAAUUUAUUUGAAAGAAUGGGACUCAGCGCGUCAGACCCUGCCGGAUAGCAGUAAUCCUUUAAAAGUUAGAGACUUCAUCAAGCAUGUUUACGUAGAUAAAAGAUACACUGGUGAGAGGAGUAUUGACAAGCCUCCAAGGGCAAAAUCGGGUGAUAAGGAGGAUUCUUACGAAAACAGGAGGGUUGAUACAUAUAGGAGUGGUUCAAGGAGUCCUCCCUCUGAGAACUCAUAUGAUCACCAUGGUGGAAGAUCUGGUCAUGCUGGACAAAAUGAUGACAGAAAUUCCAGAUACAGUUACGAGGAAAGAAGAAGUCCGGGAUAUGGUCAAGAUAGUCGGUAUGGUGAUAACAAGAGAAGUCCUGGCCGUGUUGAGGUGGUAGAUGAUUGGCGUCGGGAGGAUAGAUUUGGAAAUGGUAGGAGAUCUGAAGACCGCAGAUCUUCUGACGGGGAAUCAAAGUCGGAAGGAAGAUCCCCAAACAAUCAGACGGACUUCGGUAUUUCCAGUCCUCCUGUGGUGCGUCCUGUUAGAGACAUUUUGGGAGAGGAUGCUCCACCACUUCGUAUAGGUGAACCCCCUAAAGCAAAUGGUAGCAAGGUUGCUGAUGUUCCUCUACCACUUCGUAUAGCUGAACCCCCUAAAGCCAAUGAUAGCAAGGUGGCUGAUGUUCCUCCACAUACGCAGAGGACUGCUUCUUCCAGUAGCCUGGGAUCGAUUGAUGCCAAUUUAGGAAGCUUGAUUGAUUUUGAUGCUGAUCCUGAGCCUUGUAUUGCCCCUUCUUCACAACCAACAAUAACACCUUCUACUCAAUCUAUUAUACCACCUGCAACUAAUCCAUCCACAGAUGCUGGUAACUGGGCCUCGUUUGAUUUUGUGGGGCAAAAUUCGGUCCUGGCUCCUGGUCCGUCUCCAUCAAAUGUGAAUAAUCUAGGUUCUGUUCUGUCAGGAUUGUCAUUCCCUGCAACAGCACCUCUAAGCAACGUGUCUGCGUUUCCAACUACUGGUAGUGCCCCAACAGCUUCACCAAUAGACAACGCAUUCACGUUAUCCACCAGUAGUAGUAGUGGUGCUUCAGUAGUUGCACCUGUAGGUCAGUGGCCAAACAACAUGCAGCAGCACUUCACUCCUUCUGUUGGUGGGACUCCAAACAAUCAGAUGUGGAAUUCAGUGUCACAAGUUUCACAAGGACCAUUAUCUACCAGUGGUCAACCAUCUUCCAUACCGACUCAAGAAGUAAGUGGUGGAAUUGCAUCUCAGCCUAACCCAUUGGAAGCAAAACAUAGUGGAAGAGAAGCACUUCCCGAGGACCUUUUUGCUUCAGCUUAUUCAUCGUAUCCUGUACAAAAUACGGGAUGGCAUGCUGGUCCAUCUCACAGCAUGGGCUUUGGAAUGCAGUAUCCUGCAGCAGGGUUACAGCAAAUGCCAGCAUAUCCUCAAACUGCAAGAGCGUCAAACCCAUUUGAUAUCAACCACGAACAGCCAACUAUUGUUCAUGCUGCUUCGUUUCCAAACAUGGCAUCUUUGCAAGGUGCGUUGCCAAAUGUAGCAGCUUCUCCUGGCUUGUCACGUGCUUCUAGCGUCGGUUCAUGGAUGCCUCAGCAAGCACAACCUUAUGCAUCAGCAAUGCAAACACCGCCAUCCUAUGCAGGGGGAGUCCCCCAAGGUGCAUUCAUGGGUCAACAGUUACCUCCCAGUAACGCGCCUGCUUCCGGGCAUCAAGGAAUUGGAGGUUUUGGUGGCGAGGGAUCCUUUUUCGGUGCAUCUAAUAUGGAUCAGCAGUUGGAUAGUAGAUAUUCUCAACCUCCCGCUCAGACAUCCUUUACUUCUCAUGGAGGAAACCCAUUUGGAUAAUUUCAAGGGAAUAGCUAUCUGAUUCCAUUUUAGAGUCGUAUCCAUUUUGGUCUGGUGGCUAUCGGUUUGGACUGUUCCUGGUUUUAAGAUCAGGGUGACAUUAGUCCAGCCGAAUAGUGAAGGAAAUAUUGAGGAUGCUGGUAUUUGGCCAAGGUGAGGUUUGAAAUUUAAGACGGCUGUGUAAAAUUAGUGUGGGAAUUGAAGUUAAUACAAGAGAGUCAGUCAGAUGGGGGAUUCAUGGGGAAAGAAAAACUACAUAUAUAUAAGUUAUACUGAAAUUGUCAUUGUAGAGUUUGAGUUAUGCCCCCGUGAUCAUGUUCACUGUAAAUGUUUUUUAUUUCUUUGUAAUUUCUAUGCCAUUUUGCUGUUUGUAUCCUUUGUAUCAGUCCAUCUCAUGUUGUCAUUUUAUUAGGACUUUGUAAACUCUCGGGAGUACGAUUGGUUUCCUUUCAGUGUGUUGGGUUCCUCUUUUUUGCUGCAGUCACAGAAGUGGAGUUUGUAUUGUCAUGAUUAUUAGUUUCUCACCGGUCUAUUUC